CCCGAGCAAAGUCUUGAGCGAGAAGCAGAGUGCCGCGGAAGCCUCCUCCUCCCCUUCCCCGUCUCCCCUCCUCCCUCUCCUUAAGCAGUAGCCCCCCGUCGAGUCGAGGCGAGCAGUCCGCAGCCGCCGCGCGCCCCCGCAUCCCCCAUUCCCCAGGAGCCACGCCGAGGGACGCCAGCUGCUGCUCGCCUGCUCAACACCAACCAAGCCAUGGUGGAAUCCAAUGGCCUGCGGGGCACCGCGCCUGCCGCCGCCGGGCUCUUCAGGGUGCCGGGCCUCUUCGUGAGGCUGGGCAGCAGCAAGGGAGCCGCGGCGGCGAGCAAUGCCGUGGACGCCGCCGACUCGGUGUGGAGCCCGACCUCCCCGCUGGACUUCAAGGGCCUCAGGUCCAGCCCGCCCAGGGUCGGCCUCGGCCUCGUCGACGCGCUCACCGCCGACGGGGGCUGCUCCGUCCAGCUGGGGUGCAGGAGCUCGUUCCUCGACUCCAUCAGGCCGUUCCUCGAGCUGGCGCUGCCCAAGGUGGUCUGCGGGAGCAAAGCUGCCUCGUCGGCCGGCGUCGCCGCCACGCUGGAUGAGGUGAACGACUACGCGGACUCCGAGGAGUACACUUGCGUCAUCUCGCGCGGGCCGAACCCGCGGACGACGCACAUCCUCGCCGGCGAGACGCUGGAGGUGCGCGGAAAGGGCGAAGCAGGCGGUGGUGGUCGCGGGAAGGCGAUUUUCAGCAUCGAGCCCUUGAGCGACCAGCAGACGUCGACGUCGUCGCCGGCGGCGGCACCGGCUAGUGCCGCGUCCGGCCGCUGCCGCUGCUGCAUGAAGAGGCUGCCGGAGGACAGGGACAUCUUCAUGUACCUGGGCAAGGCGUUCUGCAGCAACGAGUGCAGGAAAGAGUACAUCGAGGAGGAGAUCGAGGAGGCGGAGGAGCUCAUGAAUCUGGACUCUGCUCUGAAUCUUUGAUUCAAGAUUUUGUUAAGAUGCCGAGGCAAAGUAGUAGUAUAAAUAUUGCCCGCAAGCUUUCUGCCAUCUCUUUUUGCCUUUACUGCUAGGAUUAACUCCCCCCGGGGGGGGGGGGGGGGGGGUGUUGGGGCGGAGAGGAAGAAAAGGGAGGGAAGGAAGUGCCUCUCGUUCACGUUUUUCAGAAAUGGAGAGGUUUAGGCUCGGCCCUUUUGUGCAAUGGCCGAGCCAAUUUUCACGAUUUGUAAACUAGCUCCUUCGCCAUCAAUAUAUUACCCCAUUUUUACAAGGCCAGUUUGUGCCCGUCUUUAUUUUCAAAAAGAAAGUUUGCGCCCUUCAUUUUAUUCUCUCUUGGUCCCUUGUAUACGUGCUGGUGAUUUCUAUUAAUAUACUCCUGUCUUCAUCAUGGCAAA
Messenger RNA from Panicum hallii, 1367 nucleotides. RefSeq lists its product as uncharacterized. The transcript is spliced from 3 exons. The coding region runs from base 211 to 957 and encodes 248 amino acids. The record is from RefSeq and is a predicted model, not a curated record. Lineage: Eukaryota; Viridiplantae; Streptophyta; Magnoliopsida; Poales; Poaceae.